GCGUCAGCGGAGAUACGAUAUAUAAACAACAUUUACGAACAUCUAGAGUCAUUCGAUUUAGACAUUGUACGUUAGUUAUAUAAGAGAUAAUAAAGAGCAAAACAUAAAUAGGGUUAUUUUAGUUUCAUGAUAUACUGUCCCGCUAAUCAAUUCUUUGUUGUAUUUACAGAUAUGGGGAUAACGCGAGACUGACCGUGACAAAUUUGGUCAGCCGUUUUUCACGAACGUACGAAGGUCCGCAGCGGAUCUUCAACGACCUUGAGAUGACGUUCAAUGUAAAUAGUUCAGUAUUCUUUGGUGGUUUGCCUUCGAAUGAAAAGGUAAGAGUUUUGGUGGUUGUUGGUGGGUAGUAGUUCAAAGCAACUGUAUGAAAGAAGCUCUGUAAUCACAGAGGUAUUAACUUCAGUCUUGUUAUUCACAGGCGAACUUCAGCGAGAGAUAUUUUGAUGGGGACUUGGACAAUCUUGUACUGAAUGAGGACAGAGUGUCGUUGUGGGAACCGCUUGCAGUAGAAGGAGUUCGACGAUAUAUUGCCAAGAGGUACCGUAGGAAUAAACAUUAUACAUAAUUCAGUAUCUCAAUCCCAAUCCACUACCGUGCAAAAUGGUCUUGAAAAAGACCGUUCACAUGGCGCUAUCUAAUUUAGGAGACAUUCCCCUACAAAACAGGACCUAAUUUUAUUUGGUCUCGAAUUAAAAUGGUUAGCUGUGCCGGAAUUCGUUCGAUUUCAUACGUGCCGAAGGCGAAAUUGAGUACGGUCCCGAAUUCAUCCGGCCCCAUUUGGAAGGGUCCUAAGUGAGCUAAGAAGAGUAAGAAUAGAAGCUAAUACACUGUAAUAAAUUAAGAUGGCUUACAACACAAAAAAGUAGAAUAGAAUAGAAUAGAAUAGAAUGGAAUUGAAUGGAAUGGAAUAGAGUGGAAGGGAAAUAAAAUAGAAUGGAGUAGAGUGGAAUAAAAUGGGAUAGAAUGGAAUGGAACGGAAUGGAUAAAGUGGAAUGAAUUGGGAUAGAACUGAAUGAAACGGAAUAGAGCAAAAUGGAGUAGAAUGGAAUAAAAUGAAUUAGAAUAAAAAUUACAAAAGAGGCAAGUAGAUCCCAUUCUAGCCGACAAAAACCGGACAAGGUAAAGUGAUGAAGUAGAAUGGGCCAGAAUGAAGUAGGGUUAAAUUAAUGAAAUCUUUUAAUUCCAGAGUCUCGCAGGACACUUUUGGAUUUUGUGAUACUUUUCAUGGCACUGGCUUCGUUAAACAACUGGCUGGAGAAUUUUACACAAGAACAAACUCAAGUCUCUCUUUUCAAUUUCGAACAUUUUUCAAGAAUGCUCUGAUGGUCUUCGUCGAAGGGAGUAAUAAGGUAAAGAUUAACAUACAUUUUCAGUUUAGAGCCGAUAGAGUUAUGCUGUGUAAAUAAUAAAUGGGUUUCUAGGAAGAACAGUUUAGAACUGGCGAAGUUGUACGGUAUAGUUUACUUUAGGUUACCUCCCGUAGUAAGACUGGAUCAAUAAGAGAUGAUCCUUACUGGACCUCUAGGAAGAACAGUUUAGAACUGAUAAAGCUAUCCAGGAUAAAUGAAGUUGGUUUAGUUUAGGUUUCCUCCUGUAGUAACACUGGAUCAAUAAGAGAUGAUCCUUACUGGACCUCUACGGAGAACAGUUUAGAACUGAUAGAGCUAUCAAGUAUAUAAAUGAAGUUGGUUUAGUUUAAGUUUCCUCUUGUAGUAACACCGGAUCAAUAAGAGAUGAUCCUUACUGGAUCUCUGGGAAGAACAAUUUAGAACUGAUAGAGCUAUCUAGUAUAAAUGAAGUUAGUUUAGUUUAGGUGUCCUCUUGUAGUAACACUGGAGCAAUAACAGAUGACCUUUACCGGACCUCUAGGCAGAAGAGUUUAGAGCUGAUAGAACCGUUUGAUAUAGUUUAGGUUUUUCUGCUAUGCCUAAUUGAUAACUCAAGUAUUGAGCGCACAAGAUGAUUUUAUUUGAAGUAUAUGUUUAUGUUAUGUUUUUUAAAGUUAUCUGCUGGUAACAUAGUUUAAUGUAGGUUUCAUUCUGUGUUAACAUUGCACCUAUAAGGAUUAACCCCUAUUAUAGAUCUCGACGAAGAACAGAACUAAUAUAGCUAUCCAGCAGUAACAAAGCCAGUUUAGUUUUAACUUUCUCUUGCUCUUGCAUAGGAAUUUAUCUACAGUGUGUCUCUGAACAACGGGCGUGUUAUCUUUCACUACAAUAACACAAGACUUGCUAGCGACAGGUCCGACUAUGGCAACGGACAGUGGUAUGAUGUGCAUAUCACCAGAACCUUAAAGAACGCGUCACUUCACGUUACACCUCUGGGCACUGGGUCCAAUGAUUACGUCAACCAAAGCACGCGUUUGCCUGUAUACUUGCCUGUAGCGCAAUAUGUGUAUUUUGGAGGGACAAACGAAACUCGGUAAGACAUACAUGUAUAUCUUUCUUUCGUAGCAAAAGUGUGUUAUACUGCUGAGUUAAGCAUAAUUAGGUUAUGCAGAAGUAGUACAUGUUUUGAAUGUGAGCUACCUUAAAGUGAUCUGAUGUUGUACAGAACUCACUGCUGAGUUAAGCAUGGUUAGAUCAUACAGAGGUAGUACAUGUUCUUGAAUGUGAGCUACCUUAAAGUGAUCUGAUGUAGUACAGAACUCACUGCUGAGUUAAACAUGGUUAGAUCAUGCAGAGGUAGUACAUGUUCUUGAAUGUGAGCUACCUUAAAGUGAUCUGAUGUAGUACAGAACUCACUGCUGAGUUAAACAUGGUUAGAUCAUGCAGAGGUAGUACAUGUUCUUGAAUGUGAGCUACCUUAAAGUGAUCUGAUGUAGUACAGAACUCACUGCUGAGUUAAACAUGGUUAGAUCAUGCAGAGGUAGUACAUGUUCUUGAAUGUGAGCUACCUUAAAGUGAUCUGAUGUAGUACAGAACUCACUGCUGAGUUAAACAUGGUUAGAUCAUGCAGAGGUAGUACAUGUUCUUGAAUGUGAGCUACCUUAAAGUGAUCUGAUGUAGUACAGAACUCACUGCUGAGUUAAACAUGGUUAGAUCAUGCAGAGGUAGUACAUGUUCUUGAAUGUGAGCUACCUUAAAGUGAUCUGAUGUAGUACAGAACUCACUGCUGAGUUAAACAUGGUUAGAUCAUGCAGAGGUAGUACAUGUUCUUGAAUGUGAGCUACCUUAAAGUGAUCUGAUGUAGUACAGAACUCACUGCUGAGUUAAACAUGGUUAGAUCAUGCAGAGGUAGUACAUGUUCUUGAAUGUGAGCUACCUUAAAGUGAUCUGAUGUAGUACAGAACUCACUGCUGAGUUAAACAUGGUUAGAUCAUGCAGAGGUAGUACAUGUUCUUGAAUGUGAGCUACCUUAAAGUGAUCUGAUGUAGUACAGAACUCACUGCUGAGUUAAACAUGGUUAGAUCAUGCAGAGGUAGUACAUGUUCUUGAAUGUGAGCUACCUUAAGGUGAUCUGAUGUUGUACAGAACUCACUGCUGAGUUAAACAUGGUUAGAUCACGCAGAGGUAGUACAUGUUCUUGAAUGUGAGCUACCUUAAGUGAUCUGAUGUUGUACAGAACUCACUGCUGAGUUAAACAUGGUUAGAUCAUACAGAGGUAGUACAUGUUCUUGAAUGUGAGCUACCUUAAAAUGAUCUGAUGUUGUACAGAACUUACCGUUCAGUUAAGCAUGGUUAGAUCAUGUAGAGGAAGUGACUCGUUGUUGUGACAGGGGCGGUUCCAGAUAAAGGGUGACGCUCUUGAAAACUGUGAAUGAGACUGAUCCUCAUUCCUCAAUCAUGGCAGUAAAAUAAGUUACAUAGUAACAUGUAUUCUUUCCAACAGAGAUCGUUUUGCUGGCGGUAUGAAAUUGGUCUCUCUUCAUUCUAUUGUGCAAAAUAAGCUGGUGCGAAGGAAACUAAAUGAUAAAAAUUUUACGGUUGUGUCAAGUGGUGUUGCGUUUGACGAGUGUUUGGGACAGGUAAGCUCAAUAAUAAAUCGAAACAAUUGUAGCUAAAUUUCGAGCCUGUGAAGUGAGUUUUCAAUUUGAAUUCGGAACCAAAAAUUACUCACACAAAACUAAACUAAACCUAAACUAACUUUACUUAUACCAGAAAGCGCUUUCAAUUUCGGAUUAUUCUCUCUGGUGACCAAGUAAAGUCUGUUUACAAAGUUUCUGUGCAGUAGGAAUUUUGCAUAGGUCAAUUCUACGUUUUGAAGGAUUUCUAAGAAAUGAUUCAUGGGACUAUUAACACUGAAUCAGUUCCUUCGAACAUUUCAUACAAAUCCUUCAAAACUUAGAAUUGAUCUAUGCAAAAUUUCUACUGCACAGAAACUUUGAUAUUAAUGUUCAUGGGUAAUUGGUCCAGUGUUUUCUCUGCAUGUCUAGUGUAAUCUGUGUCACUAUUUUGUUCCCCAGGUUGAACAAGGUGUUAGUUAUUCUAAUGGUCACUCCGCAGUGAAAACUGAAAACAUCACAUCCAUGACGUCAUUGGCAAUCAGAUUCAAAACGAGCGAACCAAGUGGACUA
Messenger RNA from Paramuricea clavata, 4519 nucleotides. The record is from the annotation of a GenBank genome assembly. Lineage: Eukaryota; Metazoa; Cnidaria; Anthozoa; Malacalcyonacea; Plexauridae.